AUGGUGGAAGAACUUCAUUCGGGCCUUAUUGGCCUCAACACACAUCUACCUCAAACACUCUCUGUUGAACAGCUAGGUAGGGCAGCUCAGUUAAGGCGUAAGAUGAUGAAUAUGGUGGUUGAUGGAUCACAUGAUGCUGCCAGAUGUUGUUCGCUUCCAAGUGUUGCUGCCGAAGCUCUAGUUUCUCUCAACUUGAUGGGUAGGGCAAGGUUGCCAGUUAUGGACGAGAAAACCUGCAACAUUUCAUAA
Sphenostylis stenocarpa is the source of this 249-nucleotide messenger RNA. Lineage: Eukaryota; Viridiplantae; Streptophyta; Magnoliopsida; Fabales; Fabaceae. The record is from the annotation of a GenBank genome assembly.